UGCUAGCAGCUUUUCGUAGCCGUUUAAGCUGAGGAAAGAAUGGGCAAAAGUGUCUUUAGGUGUGUUGAAUGUAACGAAAAAGCAACGGAGCUGCACCGGGAUUACAGUAACGGGAUCCUGAAGAUAACUAUAUGUGAGUCCUGCCAAAAGCCAGUGGACAAGUACAUAGAAUAUGACCCUGUCAUCAUCUUGAUUGAUGCCAUUUUGUGCAAGACACAGGCUUUCAGACACAUUUUGUUCAACACAAGCUUGAAUAUCCACUGGAAGUUGUGUGUGUUCUGCCUGCUGUGUGAGGCUUACCUGAGGUGGUCUCUGCUCCAUGGCUCUGAGCAGAGCAGUGACCCUGCUGACAUCAUCAGGUACACCAAGGAAUGGGAGUUUUACGGCAUGUUUGGAUUGGCCGCCCUCGAGCUGUCAGCGUUCUGCGGCAGUGUGCUGUGGUUCCUUUGGGUGGUGGUGGGUCUCCUGCAGGGUGGGAACCUAGAUCUCAGCCUGCUCAUCAGAGCCCUGCUGCUGUCCUGCUACGGGAAGGUCCUCCUCAUCCCUGCUGUCAUCUGGGAACAUGACUACUCCCCCCUCUGUCUGGGCCUCAUCAAACUGUUUGUGCUCACUUCUAACUCACAGGCUAUCAGAGUGAUCCUGAACAGCAGCAGACGUCUGUCACUGAUGGCUGUGUGUUUAGGUCUGCUGUCAGAGACCUGUGUGGCUCAGGCCUGGAAAAAUCUGCCAUGGAGCAUCCAGGACAUGUUGACAUUUGAAUGAAUGUCUGCUGUCAGACUGACAUUAAAGUCACUUCUCUCAGGGAUGAACAACUGAUCGUGGAUGCCAGCCUGUGCCAGAGUGAGGCAGUUUUUUAAUGAUCCAUCUGCACACGGGGCUGGAGAAGAAGUAUGUAUUCUUCAAGUUUUCUUCUUUUGUUGUUUUGUUUCUGUUUAUUUCCAAACAACUGGAGACAUGAGAAGCUUCCUGUGUGGCAGAAACCGCCAAAGCAAAUGCCUUAAUGAACUGGCUACAGGCUGACGAAAUGUUACGCUGCUCAGUCGGAGAAAGAGACCGGCUUAAAAGAGAUUUAUUUCUCAGAGAAUGUUGAUGGCUUUUUGUCAAGUUGAAAAAGAAGGAGAGACACUGAAGAAAGACAAAAACAGUCUACAGAACAAGCAGUCUACCUACUGAAGAGGUGGGAAUGCUCUAAUCUUGUUUUUCAUUUUGGUUUAAAAGUGGACAAUGAGCUCCAAGUCAAGAUUCCAGUGAGAUUUUGAUUUAAUUUGAUUACUUUAUUCAGAAAAGCCCAGGAGAAGAACUACAACAUGGGAAUAUCUCAUGAUCUAAAUUGCUGUUUUACACGCUCUAAUUCCAGGGCUGCUCUCCAGGAAUGACACAAACACAGACCCUGAGGCUGUGAAUUGACAAAAACUAUUUCUCUGUUUGGACAGGACCCAGACAGCACUCCUCACAUUCUUUAGUUCAUUGGUGAAGUGUUUACUUUUGCUCACUCACACAAAAACACACAUACAUCAGAUAAACGUUAACACACAAGCGAAGUAAGGCAGACAUUAUUGACUUCUUCUUCUUAUUUACUGCUGUAAUCUGGCCCAUGGGCCACAACAAAAACAGGAAUGGACACACAAAUGCCAGCAAAUUAAGAUUAAGCAAAAGGUGUCUCAGCCAAGGAAGAGAGAGAGAGAGAGAGAGAUAGAGAGACAUGGUGAAUGCUGGGACUUUUACAUCUUAAAGGAGCACUGGGCCCAUGUGCUCCACAUCAGGUUGGCCCAUGCAAACACAAAGCUCAGUUGAAGGCCCAAGGUGACAUCUUCAAUAUACACAUCUUGUCUGACCAACGGCCUUUUUACCGCAUUUACAAUUAUAUGUAACAAACAAAAUCAGCAAAUGGAUGGUCAUAUAAGUGGAGUUGGAACCUGUAAAUGUUAUCAAUAUUCGUUUGAUAAUUGACUUAAAUGAUUAGAUUAUCAAUUAUCAAAUUGAACAGUGUUCAGGACAAGCCGGUUAAGAAUUGCCAAAAUUAUUGUAUGUUUUUUUUUCCUGUAUCCAAGCGAAGGUGAAGCCAGAACAUUUAGACCAUCUCACGGCACUAAAACUCAUCAUUGACAUCUGAACCGAUAAUUCUUUAAGGUUUCUUAUUUACAAGUGAAGGCAGAGGGAGGCAUUUAUCACACCAGACAUCUGAUCUACAAAAAUCACUGUGAGACAGCACCUGGAAUGUGGCUUAUGUGUCUGUAACCAGCACGAUGUUCAACCAGUAAAACAAACGUCCGAAACAGAUCAACUAUCUGUGGAAUGAUGGGAAUUUUUUUUUUAACCGCGCUUACCUCCAGCGUUAGGGGACAGCUGAACCUGCCCCGGCCCCCCGGGAAGGUCUCAGCUGGGCACGUGACGAGAGGGGAGGCAGGAUUCUUUCUGAACGACGCCAUCUGACAAGAGGACGCACCCUGAGAGAUGUAGUGAUGUUCUCUCACACACCGUCAGAGAUACACGUUGUGGACAGGCGGGGUUUUCAGGGCUGUAGUUCGUCAACAUAGUGACUUCUCGGCAUAAUAACCAUAAAUGAUGUGGUCUUUCGCUCGUUUGAUUUUUGAUUGUAUUUAUUUACACACAUAAAACAUUACAAAUACAUUGUAUAAAAAAAUGUUAUAAAGGAGAGAAUGUGCAGGUGAGGUAAGAAACCCAUCGAGGGCUUAUGUUAACCAGCUCUGCGUAAAAACAAAAAUGACAUUAUACAAAAUGAGAAAGGAGGAAAGAGAGAAUAAAAAACAGCAUAAACAACACAAUAUAUACAGUGGAGAGGAUACAGAUAAUGAAAUGAAUCUAUAAACCAGAGACACGUAGAAAGGGUUUAUUUCUGAAAGUAGUCUCGUCCUUCAUUUCCCUUCUUCGGUGUCUUUUAUUUUAUUGAUGCUAUAAAAAAAAUACAUUUUUUCCUCUGCAUCUCACUCCUUCCACCAUCUGCCAUCAGCAUAAAGUCUGGGUGCUAUAUAUCUUGUUGGGGUGUCAUCUCCUAAAGCAGGAAACUGUCCUUGAAAUACAAAAAAAAUAAAAAAUCCAGUUAAAAGCUGCCAGUCUUCUGGAUGUCUCAAAAAUAAUAUAUAAAUGUUAUAAUAAACACGUUUUAACAAAGAAUGAAGUUUCACAUCACAGAGUACACCCUGAGUAUUUAGUGAUUAAGAAGAUGUAAUGUUGAAAUAGCUGUGGCUUUCUGUCACAGACCAGCCCUCAUCGUUUGGGAGGGACAUAUGCUUCUCUGAUGAAUUAUGUAGAACAAACUUGCAGAGCGAGUUGCCACAAGCAGCAGGGAAACACACUGUAAACAAAUGUUUUACCAUGUGCAGUCUGAUCUAUUAAACAAAGGAAUAAAAAGAGAAAAGAAAA
Seriola aureovittata is the source of this 3384-nucleotide messenger RNA. RefSeq names its product ARV1 homolog, fatty acid homeostasis modulator (gene arv1). Gene Ontology annotation, biological process: sterol metabolic process; sphingolipid metabolic process; regulation of plasma membrane sterol distribution. The transcript is spliced from 5 exons. Gene Ontology annotation, cellular component: Golgi apparatus; cortical endoplasmic reticulum. NCBI's taxonomy places the organism in Eukaryota, Metazoa, Chordata, Actinopteri, Carangiformes, Carangidae. The coding region runs from base 40 to 762 and encodes 240 amino acids. The record is from RefSeq and is a predicted model, not a curated record.